UCAAUUCAAAAUCACAAAUUCCCAAAAUUUCUUCAAAUUUCUUCAAUGGCAUCCACAUCCUUCACCCUCCCCAGCAAGCAAUUCCCCCGCCGAUUCGCCGCGAUUCCGCCGCCGCAUUCUCCGAUCAACCUCCGGCGCUCGCUCCGCGUCUCCGCCGGCUACGCCACCGCCGAGAGAGCCAGGACGGCGUCGUGCUACGACGUGCUAGGGCUCGACGCCGGCGCGACUUUCCAGGAAAUCAAAUCCGCCUACCGGAGGCUGGCGCGGACUCUGCACCCCGACGUCCGCGGUGGCGGCGGCGAUGCGGCCGGCGAAUUCAUUCGAGUGCACGCGGCGUACGCCACGCUCUCCGAUCCGGAGAAGCGCGCGGUGUACGACAACACUCUGUCCUGGCGGCCGGCGGCUGCUUCCGCCGCGGCGGCGAUGCGGCGGGGGCGGUCGUGGGAGACUGAUCAGUGCUGGUAAUUGAAAAAUCUCCCGAUCUCGUGAUUGGAGAUCUGUACAUAUGGAUUUGAUUCGUGGUGGAUUAAUUUGUAGAUCCAUGAGUGAAAUCAACAAUCUAUGAUAAUGUAUCUUGGUAUGUUUGAGAUUGUAUUUUAUGAUUAUCCAUCUCAUCACCAACACACUUGACUAAUUUAAAAAUUACUGAAUACACUUUAUUUUUGCUUA
Salvia hispanica is the source of this 669-nucleotide messenger RNA. RefSeq lists its product as uncharacterized. NCBI's taxonomy places the organism in Eukaryota, Viridiplantae, Streptophyta, Magnoliopsida, Lamiales, Lamiaceae. The record is from RefSeq and is a predicted model, not a curated record.